UUGCGCAUGAUAAUUUAAAAAUAAGCCGACUAAACAAUAAUUAUACAUUAAAAAAUAUUUAAAAUUUUUAUAAAAAAAAACAUAAUAUAUAAUUGAGGUUAAAUUUCGUCUUAUAGUGCUAACAAUUAAUUAAAGUAUUAUAAAAGAAUAAAAUAAUGUCUUGGCUUGUAACAUUACUCAUUCUUUAUAUUAUUUGGGAUGUUAAUUAUUUUAUAAGAUGCGUUUUUACCGUAUUUGCUGGCAGAUUAUUUCAAAAGAAACGUAAAAUUACAGAUAAAACAUCAAUUUACAGUAUUUGUACAUCACAAGAUGUUGACAUUUUUAUACGGCAUAUGAAUAAUGCACGUUAUGUUCGAGAACUUGAUUUUGCUAGAUUUCAUUAUUAUGCAUUAACUGGUUUAUAUGAAGAAAUUCGAAAUGGUGGUGGUGGUGCUGUACAAGGUGCAUCAAGUGUACGUUAUCGUAGAACAAUACCAAUAUUUCAUCCAUAUCGUAUUGAAACAAAAUUAGUAUGGUGGGAUGAAAAAGCAAUAUAUAUUGAACAACAAUUUAUAACAUUAGCUGAUAAUUUUGUAAGAGCAGUAGCAUUAUCAAAACAAUGUAUUACAAAAGUUAAUGUUAUGGAAAUAAUGAAAAAAUUCCCAGAAGGUGCAAAUAGGCCAGAAAUGCCAGAAGAAUUUAGAUUAUGGUUAGAAGCAAUUGAAGUUUCAAGUCAAAAAUUAAGAAAAGAUAAUUAGUUUAAAUAAUGAAAAAUUAUGUAUAAUUUUGAAUUAAGAAGUAAAUUUUAAAAAAUAUUAGGUGCUUAUAUUAGACAAGAGACUUGUUUAUUAUGUAUAUAUAUAUAUGAAAUUUUGUGUCAAAACAUUUUGUAUGAUAAAUAUAUAAGUGAAGGGAUGUUUUUAUUAUUUUUUAUAAGAAUAAUUGCAUUUUAUUAUAUUUAAGAUGAAAAUU
This is a messenger RNA of Condylostylus longicornis, 951 nucleotides long. Its product is annotated as protein THEM6. NCBI's taxonomy places the organism in Eukaryota, Metazoa, Arthropoda, Insecta, Diptera, Dolichopodidae. Bases 156 to 737 code for a protein of 193 amino acids. The record is from RefSeq and is a predicted model, not a curated record. The transcript is spliced from 3 exons.